Messenger RNA from Zasmidium cellare ATCC 36951, 954 nucleotides. RefSeq lists its product as uncharacterized. Gene Ontology annotation, biological process: protein depalmitoylation. Gene Ontology annotation, molecular function: palmitoyl-(protein) hydrolase activity; carboxylic ester hydrolase activity. The record is from RefSeq and is a predicted model, not a curated record. The transcript has a single exon. The coding region runs from base 1 to 954 and encodes 317 amino acids. Gene Ontology annotation, cellular component: cytoplasm. NCBI's taxonomy places the organism in Eukaryota, Fungi, Ascomycota, Dothideomycetes, Mycosphaerellales, Mycosphaerellaceae.
AUGCCCGCGAAGAGCGGCAGCAGGACGUCGUCCUACCCAGACCCGUUCGUUAUUGCAGCAAGCGCCGAACACAAGCAGACCAUGAUACUGCUACACGGUCGUGGGAGUGACGGGGAGAAGUUUGGUCUAGAGUUGCUCAAAGGUCCAAUAUCGAGAGUCGGCAGCGGCGGCCAUUCAUUCUCAACGGUCCAGACGACUUUUCCUCACAUGAAAUUCAUCUUUCCAACGGCAAAGAAGCGCCGUGCGCGAUGGUACAAUCGUGCUGUCAUCAAUCAAUGGUUCGACGGUGUGCCGAUUGAUAAACAGGACCACCACAAUAUGAGCCGAGAGCAAGAAGAAUGGCAACUCGAAGGGCUUAGGGAGUCCACACAGUUUCUCGAUGCAAUGGUGGAAGACGAAGUCAAGCUUGUGGGUUCCAAAAACGUGAUCAUCGGAGGAUUGAGUCAAGGAUGUGCCGCGAGCUUGCAUCUCUUGUUGAGCUACGAAGGUGGAAGUGGCGAUCAGGGGAGUCGGAAACCUCUUGGCGGUUUCGUAGGCAUGAGCGGGUGGCUUCCUUUCGCCAAAGAUGUUCGGCUUAUUCUCAACCCCGAAGAUUCGAGCGAUGACGACGACGACCCGUUCGGCGCUAGCGGUUCCAGGUCAGACGCCUCCACCGCAGUCCAGGUCUGCAACUUCAUCAGAGACAACAUGGACUUGCCUGCCCUACCAGAUGAACAUCAGCCAUUGUUUCUUGCGACGCCGGUCUUUCUUGGACACGGAAUUCACGACAGCAAAGUCAAAGUGGCGAAGGGGCAGCAAGUGGCAGAAAUCUUGAAGACAAUCGGGGUGCCCAAUGUGACCUGGAAGGAGUAUGACGAAGGACACUGGUACAAAGUGCCAGAGGAAUUGGACGACAUUGUCGACUCACUUCAGAAGUGGCUCCAUGGACCAGAUAUGAUGCCUCAGUUCAAUUGA